Vanderwaltozyma polyspora DSM 70294 is the source of this 1290-nucleotide messenger RNA. RefSeq names its product transcription regulator GAL80 (gene GAL80). Gene Ontology annotation, molecular function: nucleotide binding. The transcript has a single exon. The coding region runs from base 1 to 1290 and encodes 429 amino acids. Lineage: Eukaryota; Fungi; Ascomycota; Saccharomycetes; Saccharomycetales; Saccharomycetaceae. The record is from RefSeq and is a predicted model, not a curated record.
AUGAACUAUAAUCAACGCUCAGCUGUUUCAACUGUGCCCAAUGCUUCCCCCAUAAAGGUUGGAUUCAUAGGACUAGCUGUUAAUAAAGGUUGGGCUUAUAAAGCACACUAUCCUUCAAUAUUACAAUUGUCUUCACAAUAUGAAAUUACAGCAUUGUAUAACAAUAAUGUUGAAUCAUCUUUAGAGACCAUUCAGCAAUUAAAAUUAUCAAAAGCUACUGCAUAUCCAACGCUAGAGUCAUUUUCUUCAUCCGUUAAUAUUAAUAUGAUUGUUGUAAGUAUUCAAACUAGUAACCACUAUGAUGUAAUCAUACCACUACUGGAAUAUUCGCGGAAUAAUCCAAAUCUAAAAUAUUUAUUUGUUGAAUGGGCUCUAGCAUGUUCAAUUCAACAGGUUGAAACGAUCUAUAGAGCGGCAACAGAGAGGGGGCUACAAACAAUAAUAUCAUUGCAAGGUAGAAAAUCUCCUUAUAUAUUACGUGCUAAGGAAUUAAUAACGCAAGGUUAUAUUGGUGACAUAAAUUCAAUUGAAAUAGCGGCAAAUGGUGGUUGGUAUGGUUAUGAGAGAUUAGCAAAGUCCCCUUCUUUUAUUUAUCAGCUGGGAAACGGUGUAGACUUAGUGACAACAACAUUUGCUCACACAAUUGAUAUAUUACAGUACAUUACAAGUUCGUACUUUUCCAGAAUCAAUUCUAUGAUAUUUAAUAAUAUUCCUGAACAAGAAGUGUUAGGAGAACAUGGUAAAAGGACAGGAAAAAAAGUUAAAAAAACUGUUCCCGAUCAUUUACUAUUUCAAGGAUCAUUGGUGAAAGGUAAUGUUCCAGUAUCAUGUAGUUUUAAAGGUGGUAAACCUACUAAAAAAUUUACAAAAAAUCUAGUUAUUGAUAUACAUGGUACGAAAGGUGAUAUAAAAUUGGAAGGUGACGCGGGUUUUGCAGAAAUAUCAAACCUGGUAUUAUAUUAUAGCGGUAUUAAGGAUGAUGAGCCUCAAUCACAAAAUGGAGUGGCAAUGUUCGAUUCAAGUAAAGAAUUAAUAGAAGUGUAUCAUUUAAGAAAUUAUAAUGCUGUUCUAGGAAAUAUAUAUAGACUUUAUCAGUCUAUUGCUGAUUUCCACUUCAAUACAAAAAAUAUCCACAAUCUUUCACCAAAAUUUAUCAUGCAGGGUUUCGAAUUUGAAGGAUUUCCAACUUUCAUGGACGCCUUGAUUUUGCAUAGACUUAUCGACAGUGUUAACAAAAGCAGUGCAUUAGGUUCAACAAUUGAUGUGACCAACAUUUGUCAGUAUCCGUAA